Mixia osmundae IAM 14324 is the source of this 4560-nucleotide messenger RNA. RefSeq lists its product as uncharacterized. NCBI's taxonomy places the organism in Eukaryota, Fungi, Basidiomycota, Mixiomycetes, Mixiales, Mixiaceae. The coding region runs from base 1 to 4560 and encodes 1519 amino acids. The transcript has 10 exons. The record is from RefSeq and is a predicted model, not a curated record. Gene Ontology annotation, molecular function: guanyl-nucleotide exchange factor activity; metal ion binding.
AUGGCACAGAUCCGAGCAGCCAUGGCGCUUGACGGAGCGCAGGGAGAGAAGAAAGGCCAUCAUUUGCCAGCGCUCAUCCGGCCAAUAUCAUCUGUGGGGUCAUCAGCGGAGUCGACGAGUCCGACAACGCCAGCCUCGAUGCAUAGCUUCACCCCAGCUUUUGAUGAUCUCAUCUCGCCUGCAUCUAGCGUCCUCCCGGAGACGCCGACCAAGGGCAAAUGUCUGCUCAGCUCUCGCAACGCUUCGUCUCGCCAUCUGGCAGCGCUGAUCAGCCCUAGCAGACUAGCCAGAGCGCAGAGUCAUAGGGUCAGUAUCGCUAGUGCAAGCUCGAGCGCGACAGAUGAGCCAAGCACGCCUCGACGAAGGCCUCAUCGGCCCCAACUCAAGCGAGAGAAUAGGUCCAUCUCGACUGCCAUCCAUCAGUCUGCGUGUAAGAGGCCGCUUUCGAGCUCCUGGGCGCUGUCCAAGACUUUCGAAUUUGACGAUUCUCUCGAGCAGUCGCCACAACCCGCCGCACUGGGCCAGUCUCGAGCAGAGCCGCCAGCCACUGUGCGAACACGGCAAAGACGAGUGACGAAGCGUAUGCACAUCAUCAAUGAGCUUGUGGCAACCGAACGACGGUAUUGCGCCUUGCUUGACGCGAUACACACGCACUUCUACCAGCCUUUGCUUGACGAUCUGGCCUCGUCCCGUCCCGAGUCGGACAAGCUUUUGCCUCGUAAAGCUCUACUUCAGAUCUUCUCGAGCAGCUUCGACGAAAUACGCGGACUGGCGCAUGCAUUCUUGGCUUGUCUAGACGAAUCCACACUACCUACAGCACAGCGAAAUGACUUUGGUCGAGCGAUCAUUCGGGUAUUGCCCUAUUUCAAGUGCUACGCUUCGUUCGUGCGAGGCUUCGAUCUCGGUCUUGAGCGACUCGAGAGCGAGUAUGCUACCAAUGAAGCUUGGCGAGCGUUUGCAGAUUCUGCAAGUGGAGCGAUCGACAAGGACUUUCGAUUGGACAGCAUGCUCUUGGCUGUCGUCCAGCGCGUUCCUCGGUAUCGGCUGCUGCUGCGUGACUUGCUCGAUUGCGUGCCCACAAGCGAUCCAGAAUGCUGUAACCUCGUCCAAGCCGUCAUCCAACUUGAGGAGGUGACUCAAUACCUCGAUCAGCAAGUCAGUCAGGCACAACACAGUCGCUUGGCGGUCAAAUUGCAUCGCGCACUCGCAGGCGUCUAUUGCGUCUUGACGCCUGGUCGCUGGCUAGUCAAGCAGGGCACACUCUUCGCACUUGGACAUCGUGAGCGGACGCAGUCGUCGUUCUAUCUGUUCAACGACGUAUUCAUCUGUGCGACUCUCAGAUCGACUCUUGGCGAUCCACAGCCUGGCUCGACGCUUCAAUUCGCACUCGAUCUGGACACUCUCGUCGUGACGUGCACUGCAAGUCUGUGUUUCGAGAUCUUCAGCGUGUCACUGAGCGUAGCGGUCGAAGCGGCCAGCGCAUCUGAACGCGACAAUUGGGUCAGUGCAAUCAGGGAAGCGCAGAACGAGCUUCUAUCGUCUCGACGAAGUCUGUCCAAGCCCGAACAGCGGGUCGGCUCGGCGGGGACGGUCUCAGAUGAAGUCAAAGUGACCGCACGCGCCGCCAAGACAGAAAGGGCCGCGCCCGUUAGCAGUGGCAUCUUGACGCAUAUCGUCGGUAACAAGCUACUCUCGGACGCGAUGGCCCAUCUUGGCCUGCGACAGAAGCCACGCCUGCAUAUCUUGGAGCAUCACUCACCCCCAAUCUGGCUUGAAGACUCGAAAGCGGAUCACUGCCUACGCUGCCUCGAGCCAUUCGGUCUCUUCAGACGGCGACAUCACUGUCGAAGCUGCGGCCUCGUCGUCUGCGGUCGUUGCUCCACGAACGUGUUCGGUAUCGUGCGGCCCGGGGAGGACGUGGUAAGGCAGGAGCGCGCCUGUGAUCCGUGCUACGAGCAGGCUUUCCCGAACAGUCCAUCCUCGACUAGCAGAGCCAUGGCGAGCAAGCACACGCCACGCCUCGACACGUCGACUGCCUCUGCCUCGACGGCUGCACAGGCUGGUCUACUGACUUAUGUGCUCCCCGCGGGCGGUCUCCUGGCUUUGCUCAGCUUCAACAAGCUCAAGCAUGUUCUCACUGUCAACUUGACAGGCAGCAGCACCUUCUCCGGCUGGCUCGUCUGUCUCGCCAUCGUCCUUGCGCUUGCUCUUUCGACGCGCAGGAAGCUCGAGCCGCUCUUCAGAUUUGCAUGGAGCUGCUUUCUGCAACCGCUCGGCAAGCAUGCAAACCAGCAACAACGGCUCGACAAGUUCUACCAAUCCCAAGCUGAUGUCUAUGAUUCUACGCGUGGAGGCCUGUUGCGAGGCCGUCACACGAUGCUCAAGCUCGCCGCUGCUUCGCUCAAAGAACAGCGCAAACAGCAUCCCCGCAAGCGACUCGUCUGGGUCGAUAUCGGCGGUGGCACAGGCUGGAACAUUGAGGAAAUGGACAAGUACAUGCCUAUUCAUGAGUUUGAUGCUGUCCAUCUCAUCGAUCUAUGCGAGCCUCUGCUCGAAGUCGCGCGCAAGCGUUUCGAACGACGUGGCUGGAAGAAUGUCCAUGUGCACUGUCAAGAUGCGACGGCUUUCUCACUGCCUGACUGGCAGUCGCACGGUAACGACCCCAUCGGCUCGCUCGACUAUGUCAGCAUGUCUUAUUCGCUCAGCAUGAUCCCCAAUUUCUAUGCUGUCUUGGACCGCGUCGAACGAUUCCUGCAUGCCGAUGGCCUCUUCUCGGUCUGUGACUUUUACGUCUCUGCGCGUGACGAGAAUCGUCCUCAAGUGCAGGCUGUUGGCGACACUGGCCGCCAGGUCGGUCUCCUCAGUCGUCUCUUCUGGCUCAACUGGUUCUCCUUUGAUCACGUGGAUCUUAAUCCGCUACGUCGUGACUAUCUCGAGUAUCGCUUCGGCACACUCAAGUCGCUCAACGGUCGAAACCGCUUCCCCGUGUUCAUUCCGUUCUGCGCAAUUCCGUACUACGUCUGGCUUGGUUGUAAAGCUAACCGCGAUACCUCGCGCACUAUUCAAGCGUUCGAAGUCGAAAGUGGCAACACCGUCUCGGCUGCUUCGUCGCCCGUCAUCAUCGCAGUCAGAUCGAACGACUAUGACGGAGAAGACUUUUCGCUUGGACAGUCUGCGAUGGAGCUGUCGACGUCGUCUCUCAAGCGGUCUGCAUCGGUAACGUCGCAGACCGUCAUUGUCGAUAUUGGCGCGGGCGUGCCGUAUUCUUCAUGCCACUACCAGCUCACAAAGACUUGGCGACUGCCUUACCUCCACAUGCCGAUCCACAAUGAAUUGAAGACCUUCAUCUACAGCUUCACAUGGGAAGAUCCUGCAGUCGACAUGCAGCAUCUCGACAUCAACAGCAACGAUACCGUCAUGUGCGUGACAUCAGCGGGUGACAAUGCGCUGCACUACGCGAUUGCUGGCAAGCCUCGCCGGAUCCACUGUGUUGACAUGAAUCCCUGUCAAGGUCACUUGCUCGAGCUAAAGCUGGCAGCAAUCUGUGCGCUGUCCUAUGAGGAAUUCUGGCAAAUGUUUGGAGAUGGCAAGUUCGAAAACUUCCGCGAAGUGCUCGAUACGCGUCUUUCUCCUCUGCUGUCUUCCCACGCUUAUCAAUUCUGGCGGCUGCACAAUGACUACUUUGACCAGUCGCUGUACAUGCAAGGCUACGCGGGCCAUGCUCUGCGCCUGGGCAAAUACGCUUUCAAGCUUCGUGGCCUCUCUGGUUCCGUCGAACGCUUCUGUAAUGCCGACACGCUAGCCGGACAGCGCGAUAUCUGGGAAACAAAGCUCAGACCGGCCUUACUCGGCAAUUCAAUCGUCAAGGCCUGUCUGAACUCCCCUGUUUUCCAAUGGCGCGCCUUGGGUGUUCCUAUCAAUCAAGCUCAGUGCUACUUGCGCGAGACGACGACGGCCCAAUUUGCGGCUGAUACGCUCGAUCCCGUUGCGCGCAAGACGCACGUCAAGUCUGAGAACUAUCAUUACUAUCUCUGUCUCAUGCAAAAGUACAACGAGCUCAAUCCGCCGCUCUAUCUUAGCAAAGAGGGCUUCAAGGAACUCAAGAGAGACUCUGCCAAAGCGCUGGAUACGUUCAGGCUGCAUACCGAUUCGAUCAUCAACGUGCUGAAGCAGCUCGAACCGGCUUCGCUUUCUGUCUGCAUCCUCAUGGAUCACAUGGACUGGUAUACCCCGAACCUUGAAGAUAUUCCAGGCUCGGCCGAAGCGGCAGAGGGAGAGAAGCGCAAAGUCUAUAUGGGCGCAACGAUCGCUCAGAGCUUGACGUCUCGCACGCGUGAACCAUGCCAGCUCCUGGCGAGCGUGAAAGCGCUCAAGCGAGUGCUGAAAGCGGACGGCAAAGUGUACUGGCGAAGCGCCGGACGGGACCCAUGGUACAGACAAGUCUUUGAGCGCGAAGGCUUUGUCUGUACUCGAAUGUCUGAUCGCAUCAUCGGCGGUCAGGAACCGGUCGAUCGGGUCAAUAUGUAUGCCAGUGCUUGGCUAGCUCAGGUACGCAAAUAG